UUCUUCUGACAUACUAUCACACUUCUGCAAAAUUCUUUUUUCUCCAUUAAAUUAAAUUAAAUUAAUUCCUUUUUUCUUUCUUUUUAUUUAUUGUUGAAUUGACCUUGCAUUCCCCAUUUUACCCUCGCCAUAGCCAUUGAGGUCUCUUUCUCUUCUGUUUCAUUCAUUCAUUCUUACAGAAAUAUCUCACCAAAAAGGGUCUUCAAUUUUUCUUCGCUGUCUCUCUGAAACCGACCGACAAUCCCUCUGUUUCUCCUAUCAUCACAUGCUCCAUUUUUAAGGUUCGUGUCUCAUGCUUCAAUUUUUUUUUUUUUUUUUUUAAUGGGAUUCAUUUUCAUACCCCCCGGAAUAUAAACAAUAAUAUCCCUCCUUUCUAUAUAUUCGGCUUCGUUGUUUUGACUUUUUUUUCCUUCUUCAAGCUUAAAAAUACCCUUUUUGUUUUGGUUACAUGGUUGGUUCUGUGUUUUUGUUCUUUUCUACUUUGGAAGGAAAUGAAAUUAGAAAGGGCAAAAAGGAAUUCUGGAUCCUCUGAGAGAAUUGAAGAUGCCGGGAAUUGUUACAAACGGGGUUCAUGAUGAAGGGGAAGGUAAUGGGGUGAAUGGGAACCACUCCCCCGCUAAGGAAAUCGUAACUUCAAUCAAGUCUCCGAGGAGUUCAAUGGGUUCGCAGAGACGUCAAACUGCUGGUCCUAAUUUCCUGGCUGAUGAGGCGGUUGAGCCUUCGAUCGAGCAGCUGUAUGAAAAUGUGUGUGAUAUGCAGAGUUCUGAUCAGUCUCCCUCAAGGCAAAGUUUUGGAUCUGAUGGUGAUGAGUCUAGAAUUGAUUCGGAAUUGCACCAUCUAGUUGGUGGGCGGAUGAGGGAGUUGGAGAUAAUGGAAGAGGAGGUGGAGGUGGAGAGAAGGCCGGGAGAGAGUUCUAGUGGUGAAACGUCUUCUGGAAUUGGUAGUUUAUCCAAUGGUAAGAAGUUGGCUAAGGUGGCUGUGGUUCGAUCUGGUAGUAAUAGUCCAGUUUCCUCAGAAAAAUCCGUCAAAGCAUUGAAUUCACCGACGGGCUCUGACAGUUCACCAAAAUCAAAACCCAAAGGAACUGACAGUUCACCAAAAUCAAAACCAAAAGGAAAAAGUCCUGCAAAACCUCCUCUACAGAAAAAGAAUGGUAGUCCUCUGAGAAAACAAACUAGCGGGGUUAAUGGGAUGAAGAAUUCAAAGAAUUCUCCUUUGAGAAAGUCAGUUUCACAGAAUCGCAUUGACUAUUCGAUUGAAUCAGCAUUAGAUAAACCAGAUCGGGCACCAAUAUUACUAAAGCAAGCAAGAGAUCUUAUGUCAUCCGGAGAUAAUCCACACAAAGCUCUUGAAUCAGCUCUUCAAGCAAUGAAACUGUUUGAGAAGUUUGGUAAUGGUAAACCGAGUUUGGAACUGGUCAUGUGUUUACAUGUUACAGCAGCAAUAUACUGCAGCUUGGGUCAAUACAACGAGGCAAUUCCGAUGCUGGAGCAUUCCAUUGAGAUUCCUGAUACUGGGGAAAGUCAACAGCAUGCUCUUGCUAAAUUUGCCGGUCACAUGCAACUGGGAGACACCUAUGCUAUGUUGGGCCAACUUGAGAAUUCAAUUAUGUGCUACACUGCUGGUUUUGAAGUCCAAAGAGGGAUUUUGGGAGAAACAGACCCAAGAGUUGGUGAAACUUGUCGGUAUUUGGCCGAAGCUAAUGUUCAAGCUUUGCAAUUUAAUGAAGCAGAGAGGCUCUGUCAAAUGGCUCUUGACAUUCAUAGAGCAAAUAGUUCAUCUGCAUCUAUUGAAGAGGCAGCCGAUAGGAGGCUUAUGGGCCUUAUAUAUGAAACAAAGGGGGACCAUGAAGCAGCUCUUGAACACCUUGUUUUAGCCAGCAUGGCAAUGGUAGCGAAUGGUCAGGAAGUAGAAGUGGCAUCUGUUGACUGCAGCAUUGGAGACGCAUACUUAUCCUUGUCUCGAUAUGAUGAGGCUAUCUUCGCGUAUGAAAAAGCACUAACUGUUUUCAUGACCAACAAAGGAGAGAAUCAUCCAACAGUGGGAUCAGUCUUUGUACGUUUGGCCGAAUUGUAUAAUAGGACAGGGAAGAUAAGGGAAUCAAAAUCAUAUUGCGAGAGUGCACUUAAAAUAUAUGAGAAUCCAAUGCCUGGAGUUACUCCAGAGGAGAUUGCUAGCGGUCUUACGAAUCUGUCAACUAUCUAUGAGUCAAUGAAUGAGGUUGAACAGGCACUCAAGUUACUGCAGAAAGCACUGGAGAUAUAUAAUAAUGCCCCUGGUCAGCAAGGUGCAAUAGCAGGGAUUGAAGCUCAGCUAGGGGUCAUGUACUACACAUUGGGAAACUAUACUGAAUCUUACAACACUUUGAAAAAUGCUAUUUCGAAGCUUCGUGCUAUCGGAGAGAAGAAAUCAUCCUUUUUUGGUAUUGCUCUUAAUCAAAUGGGACUUGCCUGUGUGCAGCGUUAUGCCUUAAGUGAGGCUAUAGUAUUAUUUGAGGAAGCAAAGAGUAUUUUGGAACUGGAGUUGGGACCUUAUCACCCUGACACUCUUGGAGUAUAUAGUAAUCUUGCAGGCACAUAUGAUGCAAUUGGCAGGCUUGAUGAUGCAAUUCAAAUUUUGGAGCAUGUUGUUAGUAUGAGGGAGGAAAAGCUUGGGACAGCAAAUCCUGACGUGGCCGAUGAGAAGAGAAGGUUGAGUGAGUUAUUGAAGGAAGCAGGUAGAGUUCGGAGCAGAAAAGUCAGGUCACUAGAGAACCUUUUUGACGGAAAUGCUCCCACUUUAAACAACCUUGUUAUCAAGGCCUGAUAAGGAUUUCCUUUAAAGAAACUCGAUUCUUUGACACUUUACAAGGGACACACCCGGACAGUGUUAAUAUACAAUAUGAUUGAAGUGUUAUACUUUGUGGGGGUAAAAUGGUAUCAUUUGAAGAGUGUAAUAAUUUAUGCUAAUAUUAUUUGUAUUUGUAUGAUAUAUGUUUUUGUAAGUCAUUGUGGUAUACAGAUUAUCCCUUUAUUUGUGUAUACAAUAUUUUUCUUUGCCUUUGUUUCAUUUCAAAUAUCAAGAGAAGACUGUCUAAAACUCUUGGAUAUGGUAUAAUGGUUGACAGAUACAUAUACAUGUUUCUGAACAUUGAACUAUGGUAAUGAUUUAAAUGAAUAAAAAAUGGUAUAUGGUACACCAUAUCAUUUCAUGUUAUUCCA
Trifolium pratense (red clover) is the source of this 3200-nucleotide messenger RNA. RefSeq names its product protein KINESIN LIGHT CHAIN-RELATED 3. The transcript is spliced from 3 exons. Lineage: Eukaryota; Viridiplantae; Streptophyta; Magnoliopsida; Fabales; Fabaceae. Gene Ontology annotation, molecular function: protein binding. Bases 544 to 2805 code for a protein of 753 amino acids. The record is from RefSeq and is a predicted model, not a curated record.